UUACACUGCUAUUAAACAUAAUUCGCAAUUCUGGAUUGGAUUCCUUAUCUUGUUUUAUUCAAAAAUCACGCGAUUUUUGUUCUCCAAACUGCGCGAUCUGUGAUCUUUAUGUAUUUAUCGUUGCAGUUUUACUAAUUUUGUCAUUAACUUUUUAUAAAAUACGUACUAAAUCACCCCUUGAUAAGUACAUUCACUGAGAAAAAAAAGAGGGUGCGAUUAACAUUUUUUCCUCAGAAAUUUAACACUUUUUAGGUGUAAAAAUAUAUGAACAUUUUUUAAUGUUAAUUUUACACCUUAUUAAGGAUAAAAUUAACACGAAAAAGGGUACCUUUAACCCCUAAUACACCUAAAAAAGGUAAUAUUUACACCGAUUUUGGAUCAAUACUGCAGGGUAAAAUUAACAUUUCCGGAAUGUUAUUUUAACUUUUUCGGAUUUCUCUCAGUGUUAAUACAAUUUAAGAUUUGGAAGAGGUAAUUUCGUAAAAUUGUUCGUAAAUCUUUGUGGAUUCCUAUUGGGAACUUAUGAAAUGUUCGUAAAUCGUAUAACCCACUAAAAAGUUAACAAAUAUUGUUCGUAACAUAAUUAUUUGACAAGCUUUUAUAUGUUCUUCUGAUAAUUUGUUCGUAAAUGUUUGUAAAAACACAAAAAAUUUCGUAAAAUUGUGUCAUUUGUAAAUGCUUGUCUGACAAACAAAAAUGUACGUGUAAAAGAAGAAAAAUGAUCAUUAAGUGAUUAUACGACACUGAGAAAAAAAGGGUAUGCGAUUACCUUUUUUUCCUCGUAAUUUUAACACUUUUUAGGAGUAAAAAUGUUUUUAAUGUUAUUUUUACACCUUUUUAAGUGUAAAAUUAAUAUGAAAAAAGGUAACUUUAACCCACAAUACACCUAAAAAGCAUAAUAUUUACACCGAUUUCGGAUCAAUACUGCAGGGUAAAAUUAACAUUUCCGGAAUGUUAUUUUAACUUUUUCGGAUUUCUCUCAAGUGGAAUAAUGUUUGUGAAAAAAGAACAAGCUUUUACAAACUUGUUUGUGAGUAAGUUCCCAAUUGAAAUUCACAAACAUUUACGAGCAAUUUUAAGAAAUAUUUUUUUCUGUACGGUAAUUUACCAAAAGUCGGACAGUGCUAAAAGUCGGACACAUCUAAAAUCGUACUUUAAUGAAAGAUCUUUUUAGAAGACAAUUGCAUAUAAAAUUGAGCUAUUUUUAAAGUUCUGUACUAAUUGGAGAUUAUUUCAUCAAAAAUUAUUUUAGAAAAUUUUGAAGGAAAAUUUCCAAUUUUUGAAUGAAAAUGCCUCCAUAUUGGGUUUAAUUUAUUUCACGAAAUUUUUGACAGUUUUCUUGCAUUUUCCAAGUGCCUUGCGCUUUUUAGUAGCAAGAGUUAGAAAUGUGUUUUUGUCGAUUGUCUAGCCAUUUCUAGCGAAAAAUCAGAGGAAAUCAUCCUUCAAAUCUUGCUUGGAUUCCACUAGACAUUUUCAGAAGAACACUCUUCGCAUUUUUGGGAAACCACAAACACUUUUUUCACUUUUACCUGAAGUAAAACGACUAAUUUUCAUGAAAAAAACAAUUUCGAAUCGUAUUGAUUUUCUUUUGAAAUUUUGUCAAUAAUGACUUUGAUGUAUUUUGUUUCGAUGUGUACCGAUUCAUAUUUAAGAAAAUUUUUUAAGCGAAAUACCUCAAAUUGGAUAUGACUUUUGUAGAAAUUGCCUACACUUUUGACAAAUUUCCUGCAAAAAUCCUUCUUUUUGCCAUUUUUUGAAGAUCGUUUUUCAUAGAAUUUCCCCAUACAUCUUCAGUGUCCGCCUUUCCAUAUUUUACAUUAAGUAUCGUAAAAAUUCUAUAAUUCGUACAUCCUGAAGCUGUAAAAAAUUAGAAACAUUCCAUAGGGUAUAUGUGCCAAAUUUCGACCAGCUUUAAAUUUCGGCCAUUUUGAGUGUAACUUCAGCCAAGCAACUAAAUUAAUUAGAAUUAUGGAUUUAAUCUUCAAAUAGUUAAUGAUUUUUUUCCUUUUAGAUUUUUAUCAUUUUUAGAAUAAAUUAAAGUUAGGUUAAUUCACACAUAACCUUAACUAUUAUUAAUCGUAUCGAGAUAUUGUAUUACAAGGUAAUCAUUUUUACAGUGUCAAUUCUCGUAUUGGAAGAAUCUGUCAAGUUCGUUGUAGACUGCCCAGGAGCGCCUUCCCGUUAUGUGGAUGCUUCUUUCAUGCUCCCGAAGUUGUUAUGCGAAGGCGGUGCAUUAUAUUACGUUAUUGUUACAUGUGGAAAUGCUCUAAAUCAAACAUCCAUGUCUUUUGCACCGGGCGGCACUCGAACUCACAACUGUGAGAGUCGAGUCAGAGAUCUCAUCCGCCCAAGAGGCAACGAUCUUACCUAUUGUGCCACUGAGAUCCCCAUAACCUUAACUAUAUAUUUUUUUCCUUUUAAAGUUGUACGGCCCCAGCCAUGCAAGCCACAAGGCCAAACCUUAACUAUAACUGAAAUAUUACAAAAAUACGAAUGGUUUUACCAAAACCAUUAGAGACAUCUCUUGCUUAACUAUCAAAGAAGCACGUUAUGAGAAUUAUAUUUCAAACUAACCUCAAAUAUAAAACCGGUUUGAAACGAUUUAUCAUACCACCAACACCUUUUAUUCUUGCUACAAGGCUUGAUAAGUUUUCAAAUUCUGUUCAGUAGGGGAAAGUAUUCUCCUUUCGAAUGUUCAUGCCUUCGAAUAAUGUGAAUUUUCUUUUAGUUUUCCUAAGAGAUUACACAUUUCUAUCAUUCACUGGACGAAUUCGAGACUAUUACAGCAGCUGAAAAAUCUGCAGCUGCCUAGUCCCGAACCCUCGACCUCACAGUCACAGAGCCACUGCUCUAUCCACUGAUCCACUGAGGCCCUACACAUUUCUAUCAAAUAUUAAUUGGAUUAUCAUCAAUUGUUGAUAAUUCCGUGAAAAUAAUGUGUAAAUCUCUUAAGAAAAGUGGAAGAAUUUCACAUUAUUCGAAGGCAUGAACGUUCGAAGGGAGAGUACUUUCCCCUACUAAAUAAAUUUUGAUGCUCUUUAGAAAUUUUAAAAUAUUACUCAAUGUAACAGGUCUAUAAUACAAUAACAGUCCCAAUAAUUCUCAAUUCAUUCACAAAUUUAUCCCAAAAAUUGUAAACUCUGUCAAAUGUUUACAUUGUAUGAUUUUACAGCCAACCUAUUUAUAAAAUGAUUCUAAAAUUGUUGAGUAGUUUUCCGAAUGGCUUUUAGUCACUCGCAGUUCAUCUCAAAGAGUACUCGUAAAUUUUUUGUGCAUCUUGGAGGAAUUCUCAAGAAAGAUUUGAAGAAAAAUUGUGUAGAAAAUGGAUCGUUGGGUGAAUAAAGUGGCUGUUGUUACUGGAGCUAGUUCAGGAAUUGGUGCAGCAAUUGUCAAAGAUUUGGCCAUAUCGGGAAUGAUUGUCAUUGGAUUGGCCAGGAGAGUUGAAAGAGUUGAAGCGAUGAAAAAUGAUUUGCCUGAAAAUGUGAGGAAAAAUCUUCAUGCCGUCAAAUGUGACGUGAUGAAUGAAGAUGAAAUUGUAAAGACCUUUGCAUUGAUUGAGGAAAAAUUCGGUGGAGUUGAUGUUUUGGUGAAUAAUGCUGGAAUUCUUGAUUCUUCAAUUCGUUUGAUUGACGAAGAUAACUCCUCAACUAUUCGUAAUACAGUAAAUACGAAUAUUCUGGGCGUGGUAUUUUGCACCAGGGAAGCUUUCAAAUCCAUGAAGAAACGUUCCCUUGCUGGUCAUAUUGUUCAUAUCAAUAGCGUUGCUGGACACUUUAUCCCACAAAUGCUCAGUGAAUUUCCCGAUUAUCACUUUAACGUCUACUGUGCAACGAAAUAUGCUGUAACUGCACUCACAGAAGGCCAUCGUCAGGAGUUUGUGCAGGAAAAGCUAAAUAUUAAAGUUACCAGCAUCAGUCCAGCUGUUGUUCAGACAGACAUUGUACCUUCGUACAGUGCGGAAAAUCUCAAAGAUUUCCCUCAUCUAAAGGCUGAGGACAUUUCUGCAGCGGUCCUCUACACCCUGGGAACUCCUCCUCAUGUCAAUGUCCAGGAGAUCACUAUCAAACCAGUUGGAUCAUUUAUUUAAAUUUUUGUUGUGUUUUAUUUCAUUCAAGCAAAAUACAAACUUAUGAAAAACGUACAAAAUAUA
Molecule: messenger RNA, 4150 nt
Organism: Phlebotomus papatasi
Lineage: Eukaryota; Metazoa; Arthropoda; Insecta; Diptera; Psychodidae
Product: farnesol dehydrogenase-like
Exons: 1
Coding region: 3323-4087 (254 amino acids)
Source: RefSeq, a predicted model, not a curated record